Trachemys scripta elegans is the source of this 3502-nucleotide messenger RNA. Its product is annotated as RING finger protein 112-like. The record is from RefSeq and is a predicted model, not a curated record. Gene Ontology annotation, biological process: protein homooligomerization; endoplasmic reticulum organization. Gene Ontology annotation, molecular function: GTPase activity; GTP binding. NCBI's taxonomy places the organism in Eukaryota, Metazoa, Chordata, Testudines, Emydidae.
GGUGUUCCCAUGUGCCAGCUCCUGACCCAGUGGAUUUCCCCAAGCCUGCAGGAUCAGAGGGAUGGAGCAACUCCGGGAGGACGUCACCUGCUCCAUCUGCUUGGACGUCUUGAAUGAUCCCGUCUCCAUCGAGUGUGGCCACAACUUCUGCCGGGGCUGCCUCUCCAUUCACUGGAGCAAGGUCUCAGCCCAAGGGCGCCGCUGCCCGGAGUGCCGAGCUCCCUGCUCCGGGGGCAGGAUGAUCCCAGACACACGUGUCAAAAGCCUGGUGGAGAAAUUCACCGAGCUCUUGCGGGAAGAGCCGGAGCCGCAGGGGCCGGGGGCUCCACCGGAGAUGGGGCGCCCGGUGCAGCUGGUGCGUCUGGAUGAGGAAGGGGGCCUGACCCUGGACAAGGAGGCUCUGAGCCACUGCCUGGAGCGGGGUGGGGGACGCCCCCGCUGCCUGGUGUCCAUCAUCGGGGAGCAACGCCUGGGUAAAUCCUUCCUGCUGAACUACCUGCUGCGCCGGCUCCGGAGCCCGGAUGUGAGGGACGGGUCAUGGAUGGGCCGGGAGGACGAGCUCCUGGAGGGGUUCGAGUGGCGCGCCGACAUGCAGCCAGUCACCCACGGUGUGUGGGCGUGGAGUCAGCCCUUCUGGGUCCCCACUGAGGGCGGGAAGGUGGCCGUGCUGCUGGUCGACACCGAGGGAUCCAUGGACCUUAAAAGCAACAAGGAGACCAGCAUCAAACUCUCUGCCAUGUCCAUGCUGCUCAGCUCCUACCAGAUACUGAACGUUGGCCGUCGGCUGAAGGACCCGGAUCUCGAAUACCUGGAGAUGUUUGUGCAGGUGGCCGAAGUGGUGGGGGGGGGCCUACGGACUGGAGCCCAUUCAGCAUCUAGACCUGCUGGUGCGAGAUUCGAAUAUCCCCAGGGUCCUCGGAGCCCAGGGUGGGGAGCAGCAUCUGAGAUACAUCAGACAGCUGGAUUUGUGCUUCCUCCAGCUGUUUCUGAGAAUGAGGCUAAAGAAAUACACAUUAUGCUGAUGGAGACGUCCCCUUGCAAACACCCCAAGACCCUGGAAGCGCUGAGCAGAAGCAGCAGCUGCUGUUACCUGAUGCCCUCCCCUGGCGAGCGGAUCGUGAGUGGAAGCGAGGGAAGGCUGAGAGACAUGGGUGAGAAUUUCCGGGAGAGCCUGAGGGACUACAUCACCACCCUGGUGAGCUCGGCCGGUCAACACAUCCGGACGGACCGGCAUGGGAAGCUGCUCACCGGGACACAGCUCGCUGCCAAGAUAAAGAAUUUAUCUGAUGUGAUGAAGAAACAUCGCUCCGGUUUCUCCUCUCCCUGUCAGAUGGCCAUCACCUUCCACAACCAGAGAGUCCUGGACAGAGCCCACGCAGACCACGCUUUCUUUCUGAAGGAGAAGGACGGCCUGUCCCAGCGCGUGGUCGACUGUCUGAAGGUGGAUCCAGGCGCAAUGGUGAAGCAGUUGGUGGAGCAGCGCAGGUCACUGCUGGGGCGGUGCCGGGAGGAGAUGAAGGAGCCGGCGGAGACCCUGCUGACGGCGCUAGAGGAAGAGCUGACUCGGGAGGCCAAGACCUUCCUGGAGACCUACAGAAGGCGCUACCAGUGUCAUGCCACCAACAAGAGUGAAAUGGACAGAGCCUGCCGAGACCACACUGCCUUUCUGAAGGAGAAGGACACCAAGAACCCAAUUAAAUGCCUGAAGGUGUGGCCGGGCAAGAUGGCAAAGCUGCUCGCAGAGCAGCGUGAGCAGUUGCUGGAGCGGUGCCGGACGCACAUGCUGCCAAAGAAAGAGGUCCUGGGGAUGGAGCUGGAGGUGGAGCUGACGCAGAAGAAAGAGGCCCUGCUGAUGGAGCUGGAGGCGGAGCUGAUGCGGGAGGCCGAGACCUUCCUGGAGAUCUACAGGAAGCGCUUCACGACAUCUGCCAUUGCGGCGGGCGCUGCUGCGGGGACAGUGGUCCUGGCACCGGUGGGUGGAGCUGCUGCUGCGGGAAUUGCCGCUGCGGUCGGCGUGGCUGAAGCUGUGGCGCUCGGCGUGGCUGAGGCGGUGGCCAUUGGUGUUGGGGCAGGCGCCGUGACCGGGAUGUGCGUAGGUGGGGGCGUGGGAGGGGGAGUUGGUGGGAACAUCGCCCGGCAGGAUAUGAACCGGGCCGAGGCCACUGCCAGCCAAGGGGAGGAGGGGGACGGCACUGAGGAUCUGUCUGAUACGGCCCCCCUGAUCUGAACAGCGCCCCUCCCCCAAUCUAGGGAUGAUGAAUGGGGUGACAGGGCAGUAGCGUGGCCCAGCCAUGUCAGCCACAAACCACUCCAGAGCGGGGGAGUCGUCGCCCACACAUUCUAAGACGGGACAUUGGUCCAACCCGCUCUUAAAAACCUCCAAUGACUGUGUGACACACAGGCCUAUCGGUCCCAGCUGGCAGAGGGUUCAGUGCCCUGUGUCAGCAACACCUAACAGGCCUGACAAACUCGCUGCACCUAACACACCGCUGCCAUGGUAUUUAGCCAUAAAGAGUGUCUUGUAAUGCAUCGAAUGCAACCCAGGAGCUCAUCUGUGUGAAAUGUCGGCCCUGUCGUGAGGUGAGGAGCUACGCAUAUAUGUACAUAUGGAGAACACAUUUUCAAGUCUGAAUAAAGGCAAACCUUUGGGGGAUAGAAAGAGAAGGUAAACGAAUGCCCUUGUAUCCUUCACCCAUGAAGCAAAGGGGCAAUGAUUUGGCAAGAGGGAGCCCAGCCAUGUUAGCCAGAGAUGCAAGGAGCUUGGUUUAGAUGGGGUAACCUACUUUAGCUUGUUCCAUUUGGACUCUAGGAAGCAUGUGACACUUUUGCUGUCUAUGUGCCACCCUUCUGUCAGCGGCAUCGGCAGCUACCAGGGCCAGCUCGAGCCACUCCUCUCUCUCCCCCCAGUCAUCUGGGAACCUGUAACCACGCUGGGCGCCUUUGCCUGGCAAGUCUGUACCCACUCGCCAGCGCAGAGGGUUGAAGGAAUGAACUUUGUUGGUGGCGGAAAGAAAACAGAAAGUCUGAGUUGAACUGGGGACGUAUAUUUACAGUUUAACGUCUUCCGCUGCUGUGUACCUCAGGGUGGAUCAGUCACAGUCCCAAACAAAGGGGACCCUGAACGCAGUUUGUUCUGUCCCCCACCCUCAGCUCAUGGCUCCUUGUCCUAAAUAUAAAGGGAAGGGUAACAACCUUCAUGUAUGCAGUAACAUUAAAUCCCUCAAGGCCAGAGGCACAGAAUCAAUUACCUGUAAGGGGUUAAUCAGUUCCAUUAACCUAGUUGGCACCUGACCAGAAGGACCAAUGGGAAAAGAAGAUACUUUCAAAUCUGGGUGGGGGAAGGUUUGUUUGGGCUUGUUUUGUGUGUUCUCUCUUGGGACAAAGAGAGAGACCAAGCAGGUAAUCCAGCUCCUACUGAAAUGAUACAUCUAAAAUUACAGAAAUUGUAAGUAAUAGCAAGGAAAUGCAUUUUUUGUUUUAGCUUAUGAAUUUUCCAUAUGCA